CAAAUAUAGCCCGUGCGAUGGAACAAUAUCUUAUCUAUUUCCCCCUUGUCUUCGAGACGCAAAUGUCUUCAUUUACAACCUGCGACAAGUAAAUAUCACCGCCUCCUAAACUGCUCACCAUGAAGCUUCUUGUAUUGUGUUUAUGCCUGACAUUUGCAGCAUCGCAGAACGGAGUGCCGUGCGGCGUCUCUGUGGUCCAACCUAUCACCAAAAGAAUCGUCGGCGGACAGGUGGCGGUCCCCGGCUCCUGGCCCUGGAUGGUCUUAGUGGUGGAUAGCCUUGGGUACAUUUCUGGAUCCGGUUCAAUUAUUGACCAGCAUGUCAUACUGACUUCGGCGCAGCAUUUCGAAGGCACUGGCUACAGCGUGUUUGAUCUGAACCUCCACCAGUGGCGGAUCUACGCCGGCUCCCAUAACAUCAGCACCACGGACCCUUACGAGAAGACCUACCACAUCCGGCGCGUGGUGCUACAUCCGGGAUACAACGUCACAAGCCUCGAGAACGAUAUCGCUCUGAUCAUCACCGUUGAACCCAUGCAGUGGAACGACGCUACACGUCCGGUGUGCCUUCCGGACGCCCAGCACGGUUUCCAGGUCGGAGACAACUGCUACCUUCCAGGAUGGGGAAGCACACAAAACACUGGUAACGAGGAGACGCUGAACCAGCUGAUGAUGCCUAUCCUGGACGACAGCAUCUGCGCCAACCACUGGAACGACUUCCUUCCGGCUACGGAGAUGUGCGCGGGCUACGAAAAUCAGCAAAAGGACUUCUGCGCUGAUGACAUUGGUGGUCCUCUUGUCUGCAAGAAGUCCAAUGGGGCCUGGUAUGUGGAAGGUAUCGCCUCAUCCGGCGGUGACUGCACAAAGACGACGGAUUCUCCGGGUGUGUUCGAGGACGUGACCCAGUACCAGGACUGGAUCCUCAAGACAAUGGAGGAGUCUGGCUACCCCUACCAGUACUAGAGGGCCAUGCCUCAAACCCACCUCUCCUCUCACACCCUAACUUGACCGGAUUGUCUGGCUUCCAAGUGCCAUACAUGUUUUAUUUUCACUUUUCCCCCAAUAAAUCCAUUUAAUUGCAA
This is a messenger RNA of Dreissena polymorpha, 1081 nucleotides long. RefSeq names its product chymotrypsinogen A-like. The record is from RefSeq and is a predicted model, not a curated record. Lineage: Eukaryota; Metazoa; Mollusca; Bivalvia; Myida; Dreissenidae. Gene Ontology annotation, biological process: proteolysis. Bases 120 to 962 code for a protein of 280 amino acids. Gene Ontology annotation, molecular function: serine-type endopeptidase activity. The transcript is spliced from 9 exons.